GGUUUUAUUUAGCUAUUUGUUGAAGUUUAAGAAAGCCCCGAUUAAUGACGCUGUGACUCGCGCGCAGAACACUAAACACCAAACUGCAUUGAAAAAGUGACAGUUUAAUAUUGCUGUGGUUACUGCCAGUCGUUCAUAUCUGCUUUAACAUAAUUAAACCCAUAUUGCGAAUCAUUAGGGGAUACAUUCAAAUUCGGGAUAUAUCAAAUGUCGUUUAGCUCUCAAAGAUAUGGAGGGGCUUGACGAGGAGAGACUGUGUGGGAAAUGGAGGGUUGGCUGUGGUUUGUACAGUUACAACUUGAGGGAUGUCUUCACAUGGCGUCUGCUGAAGACCAUAGUCAUGGGGCAGGUCUUGUCCCUGCUGAUCUGUGGAACAGCAGUGAGCUGUCAGUACCUGGCCAUUGCCCAGGUGGAUACACCCAUGCUGCAGAGCUUCCUCAACUACGCCCUGCUGCUGCUCGUCUAUACUACCAUCCUCAGCACCCGCAAAGGUGAUAGGAACAUCCUACAAAUUUUAAAAACCAAGUGGUUGAAAUACUUGGUGAUGGGUCUGGCAGAUGUGGAGGCAAACUAUGCAGUUGUGAAGGCCUACCAGUUCACCAGCCUGACAAGUAUACAGCUGCUGGACUGCUUUGUGAUCCCAGUGCUGAUGGUACUUUCCUGGUUCUUCCUGAAGACUCGCUACAGGCUGGUCCACUUUGUAGCUGUGAUUGUGUGUUUGUUGGGGGUGGGGGCCAUGGUAGGAGCCGACAUUCUGGCUGGAAGAGACCAGGGAUCCAACAGUGAUGUCGUGCUGGGAGAUGGUUUGGUCCUGCUCAGUGCUGUCCUCUAUGCUGUAUCCAAUGUGUGCCAAGAGUACACGGUGAAGAACUUGAGCCGAGUCGAAUUCCUGGGCAUGAUGGGCCUCUUUGGGACCCUCAUCAGUGGCAUACAGUUAGCUGUUCUGGAAACUCAUGCAGUAGCGGAAAUAAAGUGGGACUUCCAAAUUUCCAUGCUGUUUGCAGUUUAUGUCCUGUGUAUGUAUGGACUGUACAACUUCAUGCCUGUAGUGGUAAAGAUGACCAGCGCUACUGCGGUCAACCUCUCUCUGCUCACCGCCGACCUCUUCAGCCUCUUCUGCGGCAUCUUCCUCUUCCGCUACACAUUUUCGACCCUGUACAUCAUCUCAUUUAUCGUCAUCACUGUGGGUUUUAUCAUGUUCAACGCCGUUCCCACGUACUCUGCUUUACCGGAGUCCGGCUCUAGUGAGGAAGACCCCGCUGAAGUGUUUGCUGAUCACACGGCUGAGAGCUCCUCAGACCACCUACUGUCAGCAGACAGAGACAUUCAGAGAACUGAGACACUCACAGCAGUCGCUGCACUGUGACUGACUGAAGAGAGAAGAAGGCCUUUCUGUUGUGGGAGAGGCAGCUAAAGGCUGCAAGACUGCAACACUCAGGUGUCUAUGGGUAUUUUUCCAUUAUAGGUCAGUGGGAAAAGGUCAGUUUGACGAAGAGACUCAGUUUUACAUUGUUACAGAAGUGCACAUUUUCUUGUACUUAGCCAGAAAGUUCACUUGUUUUUGGUAUUUGAAAAUGCAGUUGUAUGACAUCUCAUUGCUUGUGGUGGUUAACAGUUUACAUUGACACAUUUUUCAUUCCUAUUUGUUAGGUAAUUUUUUAAAGAUAUUUCUUUAUUAACUGUGAUCAAAUAUCAUCCGUUAUUGCACUUAUACGCUAUACGCACCAAUAUGACCAAUGUUAUUUAUUGUCCCAAAACUGAUCAGUUACUUGUCAGUUCUUUCUCCUUUUUUAUAUUAAUAUAUUUUAUGUUUUACAAAAUGCAUCAACAAUGCUUUCUUUUUUUUUUUUACCACUGUGUCAUGUCAUUGUUUUGCAUUUAAACACAGACCAAUCACAAAGUUGUAUUUUACUUUUGUUGCCUAUGGUGCUGUUACAAUUUACAUUUGGUAAUCUACCGUAAAUCACAUGGUUUUCUUUGCCUUGUAUUGCCAAAAGUAAAGCAUGUUAACAUGCAGCAGGAUUUCUCCGUGACUUUACACUUUAAUAAAUGUGUCUGUUUCAUGGACGUGGGAAGUAAGGGUGCUGAGGGGCUGCAGCACCCUAAAAUCAGGCAUAAUAAAAACCAUCAGUUAAACUUA
Molecule: messenger RNA, 2140 nt
Organism: Siniperca chuatsi (mandarin fish)
Lineage: Eukaryota; Metazoa; Chordata; Actinopteri; Centrarchiformes; Sinipercidae
Gene: slc35f2
Product: solute carrier family 35 member F2
Exons: 9
Coding region: 230-1366 (378 amino acids)
Biological process (GO): transmembrane transport
Cellular component (GO): membrane
Molecular function (GO): transmembrane transporter activity
Source: RefSeq, a predicted model, not a curated record